AUGCUCAAAAGUCUUCCACCGCACGUCCAAGAAAUUCAUGUCCGGAAACCAAAUAUAGGGCUCAUAAGAUAUCACUUUUUAAGCUAUAACUUCAUCAUCAUGGCGAAAACGGUCUUAGUCCUCGGCGCCACCGGCACACAAGGCGGCUCCAUUGCAAAGCUACUCCUACAGCAUCCCGAAGAGUAUGUCGUCCAUUGCCUUACUCGCAACCCGGACUCGGACAAAGCCAAGGCGCUUGCCGCUCAGGGAGGAGUCCUAGUCAAGGCCGAUUUGACGGUUCCUGAUACCCUGACGGACGCUUUCCGUGGUGUCUGGGGGGUCUUUGCGGUGACAGACUUCUAUGACACUACAGUUCUUGAUGACCCAAUGAGCGAGGAGAAGCAAGGGCAGCACAUCGUGGAAGCUGCGUCCAAAGCUGGAGUGGAGUGCUUCCUAUGGAGCAAGCAAUCCGUUGAUGCAGUAAUCCGCUCGGCUGGUCUCAAGGGUUGCUUCAUCCGCACGGGCAAUUUCUACGAAAACAUGAUACUUCGCAAAUACGCUGCCUAUGACAAAGAAAGUGAUACUAUCACUAUGACACGCCCCAUCAUUGGGCCGGAUGCUGAACUGACUACACUUUAUGUCGAGAAAGAUCUAUCAGCGGUCUGCAAAGCCAUAUUUGAUCAGUGGGAAACGAAGAAGAGCAGCUUAGACGGGAAAUAUUUCCUAGCUUGCGGGGCUCGUGAGACCAUGCGAGAUAUCAAUGCAAUCAUUGAAAAAGUGUCUGGAAAGAAGGUCGUGUAUAGGGUCAAGCCAACUUGUGGGAUCGCCGACCGCGACAUCAUGCUCCAGCUCUACAACGAUGUGGGAAUGUAUCCCGGCGUGCAGAUUCCGUCUCCAGAAGUUGCAGAACUUGGAGUCAAGCUACAUACAGCCGAGGACUAUAUAAGAGAGAGACUCCUCCCCCAUCUUGGCCUGCAAGCGAUUGGUAGUUAG
This is a messenger RNA of Clonostachys byssicola, 972 nucleotides long. The record is from the annotation of a GenBank genome assembly. Lineage: Eukaryota; Fungi; Ascomycota; Sordariomycetes; Hypocreales; Bionectriaceae.